UGCUGUUAUGUCAAUCAAAUUCAUGUUUUGUGCUAUCAGUUAGGCAAGUCACUUCCCUCUAUUGUAUACACAAUGCUAAACUCCCCCGAAACCACGGUUAUAAUCACUAACUCUGUUAAUUGGAGUAGAUUUUUUAACACAGUUAACCUAUCCUUGCUUAGCAGUGGAAUAAUUUCCUGUUCUUAAAAUAGACUUCCGGAAAAUCCCAGUUUGAGUGGUCAAAGUACAGGUCUUUCCCCCAAUUUUUCUUUUGAAAUUUGAAAUCUUCUAGCUUAUUCCUGGCAGUAUCAAUAUAAAAAAAAAAGUAGUUCAUGUCAGUCAGUAAAAUGAAGACAGAGGAUGAAAAUGAUGUAAAGAAGAAAACAAUUUCAGAGAAGUGUGAUGAAAAUAAAGAAGAACAGGACUCUGUACACACCAUUACUGUCGUUACUGACAGCGAAGAACAAGGACAUUCUAAGGGAUCCACUACUGAUGGAAAGGGAUCCACUACUGAUGGAAAGGGAUCACAGUCAAGGGAUCAAGCUAAGGAAGAUACAAGUAUGCUGCAAGACAAGGGCACAAUCCAAGAAAGAAGCCCAACAAUAAAAACAGUGAAGUCCUUAGAGAAAGAAAGCAAAUGUUCAUUAAAAUGUGAUGAGAAAAUUAAGUCUACCAAAGCUGGGACUAAAACUCCUAUUACACAAGGAAAUAAAAAGAAACUUAUAAACGGAAGUUCUCAAGUUACAGCAGAGAAAAGCGGUAAGUCAGAGAGUGGCCGUACUCGUUCAAACUCAUACAAGGAAAAGACAUGUGAUCAAAAUACUCAGAAAAUGUGUAAACCUUGCUCAGAUUCUGAUAUUGAAUCAAUCCAAAGUCUGAGGAGUAAAAUUGACUCGGCAAAGGCAAGUGGAAAAAGUAUUAAUGCUCUGCUAUACGAGAUGGAUCAAAGCAGUGAACCAAGAGACAAGAAUGAGGAAAACAAAGAUUCUGACAUAGAAUACACACAGGUUUCAUUCAGCUUACAAGGUGACGAACUAAGCCUCAAGCUAAAAGAACUGACAGUUUCUGAUGACAGGGUGAAUAAAAGACUGGUCAGUGAAAAUGACCUUCAAACUAAAAAAGAAGUCAGCUCUGACACUAGUGAAGAUGUUAAAUAUCAGACUAAAGGUCCAAUGUCACACCCAAAACACACCCAGGUCUACCAGCCUUACCCCCGACCCAAUCAGAUCAAUCAACAAAUGCCGCAACUAGUGCCUAAUGAGGGAGACUUCUUUGAGGCGGAAAUUCAACUUGACAAAUUUUAUGAUGAAGAAGAUUUGCUCAAGGCCCUCAAUGAAAUAGCUCCAGAGACGCAUCCACACACAAGCCCAGAACAUUAUUCUGAACGUGUUGAGCUCCUUCCCUGUGAAGAAUCUUUCUCAGAAAGCAUGCCAUUGCCAAACCCUUGUCCCACUGGUGUAAAUAAUCAGUUUUACUUGGAUCCUGUCCAGGGUGUGACUUCACCUCAAUACUCAAUACCCCAAGUACAACCUUCCCGUCUGCCUGUAGAUCUUGGUUAUAUGCCUUGUCCUGACCCCCAACAGAGAUCAACUAGUGCAGACACUAUCAAGCAAACACCAUCAGUGUCAAUUUCAUAUGAACCCCGCCCAAACUCCUAUCCCUCCAUACAUAAGGAAAGCCUAGAGGACCUGUUCAAAGAUGCCAGUGACAUCAUAGUUAAUGAUCUGCGCCAAUCUAAUCAGCAAAAAUCUGCUCAGAAAACUAAUGCAAACCAUCCAGCAAAAUUUUCAAGUGAGAACCCAAUGCAUCAAGUAAGGUUUAAUCAACAAGUACCUGCAAAUCCAUUUUCUAAUCUACCAGUAACAAGAUCUCAACCAUCACCUAACCAAGGAACGGUUAGACAGGGUACACUUGGAAAUCAAAAUCUCACACAAGUAAUAGCAGCUAAACCCCCACAAGUCCUCCCAAAUCCUGCAGAGAAAUCACCACUAACAAGACAGAAUCCUUCUCAAAGACCCAGUAAUGGUAAUCUGCCACAUAUUCUGCAAGAAAUCACUGACAACAAAAUCAAAAUGAAAAUGCCAGGAUCCAGAGCAUCAGUACAAACCUCUGUGAUUGGCAAUAAUAACUAUCCAGCUGUACAAAUUCAAUUCCAACAAUCCAGUCAAAUGGCAACACAGUUUAUCAACCAUCAUCCAACAGGAGUUCAUCCAGCUCAGCCACAAGUUCAUCCAGCUCAGCCACAAGUCUGUGAUUCUCAGAACCCUAUUCUUGUCCCAAGACAAACAUUGACAGCACCCACUGGUGGAGAAUGCAUGAAUGGCAUAAGACCACAUAACAUGAACUCAAAUCACAGAGGAGCAAACCCACAACAAAUGAUUGAGCUUACCAAAUCUAACUCAAAUCCACCUCCUCAAAUGGGGAGACCAAACAAUAACCAAUCCCGUACAGUUCAUGGAAAAAAUUCUUCUACUUCCAAAAACAUGGGUAAUGCUUCUCUUCCACAUGGCCACAUUCCUUAUCCUUCAGCUUUUCCAACCAUGGCAAAUCCCCAAAUGGCAUCCUGUGUCACAUCCCAGCCAAUGUGCAAUGGUCAAGGAAUGAUACAACAACCUGUAACACUGGGACCUAACCCUGCAGCACCUUUCAUACAUUUUCCCAAUGGUCAAAGCAUACAAAGUCAUCCCUAUCCUUUCCAAGAUGGAUUACAUAUGCCUAUGUCUGAAAACUCAAAAAAUUCUGCACAAUAUUCACCUCAAAAUGGACAGUGUAUGCCACAGCCUGUACAAGUGUUUAUCUGCCCUUCUCUCCCAGUUGACAAUUCCAAGCCAAGAUUCAGGAAAAUCCUUCCUAAGCCUCCUGCUUCUGUUGAAGGUGGGAAAUGAUGGAAUAUUUGUUGCUGGAUUUAAUGAAACCAAAUCAAAAGACAUGGAACAUUCCUGUAAUUUUAACUUGCUUGAAUUGUUGUUUAAAUGUUUUUCAGCUCAGUAAUGGCAAAUUUAAAAAAAAAAUGCCUUAAUUAGUUAACAAUGCAAAACUAAAUAUAUGUAAUCUUGUUACAC
Saccostrea echinata is the source of this 3041-nucleotide messenger RNA. RefSeq lists its product as uncharacterized. The transcript has 2 exons. Bases 312 to 2864 code for a protein of 850 amino acids. NCBI's taxonomy places the organism in Eukaryota, Metazoa, Mollusca, Bivalvia, Ostreida, Ostreidae. The record is from RefSeq and is a predicted model, not a curated record.